Molecule: messenger RNA, 693 nt
Organism: Crotalus tigris (Tiger rattlesnake)
Lineage: Eukaryota; Metazoa; Chordata; Lepidosauria; Squamata; Viperidae
Product: calsyntenin-2-like
Exons: 3
Coding region: 279-665 (128 amino acids)
Biological process (GO): homophilic cell-cell adhesion; positive regulation of synapse assembly; positive regulation of synaptic transmission
Cellular component (GO): postsynaptic membrane; cell surface
Molecular function (GO): calcium ion binding; X11-like protein binding; kinesin binding
Source: RefSeq, a predicted model, not a curated record
UGGAGAGCUGCUCCGGUCUGGCAGUACAGCCUGCGAAUGACUGAGCAGCAGCGGCAGCCGCAGUAGUAGCAGUAGUAAUAAUAAUAAUAAUUGCAGACGCCGCCACAGCUCUUCUGGCUGCUUGUUUGCUCUCGGCUCUUCCGCUGUCGCCAGCCUCGAAUAGGCUGAGAGAGCGCAUCUCCGAGACGCUUCUAAAGGACGGCUGCUGCUGCUGCUGCUGCUGCAAAAAUAGUCCCCCGAAAAUAAAGCACGUUCUGUUGCUCGGAGGGGUGGAGAGGAUGAAGCAAUGCCGAGAGUGGGCGCUGCUCUUCUUGGGGAUCGGCAGCCUCCUCGCCACCAAAGUAAACAAACACAAGCCAUGGAUUGAAACAUCUUAUCAUGGAGUUAUUACUGAAAACAAUGAUACGGUCAUAUUGGAUCCUCCAUUAGUUGCUUUGGAUAAAGAUGCUCCUGUUCCAUAUGCAGGUGAAAUCUGUGCUUUUAAAAUCCAUGGACAAGAAAUGCCCUUUGAAGCUGUAGUCCUAAACAAGACAUCUGGAGAAGGUCAGCUUCAAGCAAGAAGUCCAAUUGACUGUGAAUUGCAGAAGGAGUACACAUUUAUCAUUCAGGCAUAUGACUGUGGGACAGGGCCUAGUGGAACAAACUGGAAAAAAUCUCACAAGUGAGUGACAACGAGGAGUGUGGGCUUUGGGA